This is a messenger RNA of Anthonomus grandis grandis, 12126 nucleotides long. RefSeq lists its product as uncharacterized. The transcript is spliced from 23 exons. Lineage: Eukaryota; Metazoa; Arthropoda; Insecta; Coleoptera; Curculionidae. The record is from RefSeq and is a predicted model, not a curated record. The coding region runs from base 125 to 11965 and encodes 3946 amino acids.
GGUGACAAAAGGGGAAGGGGGUCCAGGUGGGCGACUUGUGGUAGCGACAAUCAAAAAAAAUCAUUCUGUCAAAUUAGUCGUCAAUUUUUGUGUUCGCGUUUCAUGUUUUACAAAAUUCGCUGUGAUGAACUCAUUAAUCAGAAAUGUUAAGGCGAUCAACAUUCCCUCAAUCAAAUACUUAUCACGAAAUAUCACCCCAUCACUCUCGGCACUAGAAAACUCAAGAACAAGCACCUGCAACACCCUAGAACCUAACGAACACCCAAAAGUCUCCCAAAGAUCCCGAUCUCUACCACCAAAGCUAAACCCCUAUAUCCCAACCUUCGACAACUUCUUCUGUACCAACUACAACAAAAUCCUGAAUGAACCCAAGAAGAGGAGUAAUACUAAAAAAAUUUGCUACAGAGUGAAGAAAAAUGUAAGUCAAAGGAGCGUCAGUAGACUAAAAGGAAAAAACAAACAGGGGGAGAGAAAAAGGAAAAAUGACCAUAGGGAUCGUUUGUGUAAUGCCCCAUGUAUAAAACCAGUAAAUGAUAAUGUGAAGAAAAAGCUUUUAGACAAAAGUUUAAAAUGUGUAGCAGGAAGCAGUCUAGUAACAAGAAACCUUCACACCUUAAGAACUCUAAGUCCAUCCCAAUUCAUGCCUAUGUCAACCUUUAAAGAAUUAUCUAAGAAAUCCCCCAUAAAAGCCCUUAUAAACUUAAACGAGGAAGCCAAGGCAAAAACCAAUGGAAACAAGAUCCAGACCAAACCAGGAGGCAAACACAAAGUGAAAUUUCACUAUUUAGCCGAAAACGUGGAGUGUAAACAAUGCGUAUCCAAAAACAAGAAGAGACUGGCAGAGUUCUUUGAAAAUAAUGACUCUAUAAUGAAUAGGAAUAAAUUUGGGCACCCUUAUAGGCACUUUAGUACAUAUACAAAACUGCCCCCGAGAACAGCUGCUAAUGAAACUUCUUCAUACGGGAAACUAGAUUCUAGGGCACAACAAGAAGUGGUUAUGGUCAAAGAUCAGAAUUUAGCCUCUGAAGAAACUGCAGGAGAACAAACCGUUACCCUUUUUAAUUUGAUCAAACUCCAAAGCAGUAAGUCGACGAACAGUUUUGUACCUACGAACAAUUUCAAGUUUGAAGCCAAGAAAAUUCCUGAUCAAUACUCUUUGCAACCGGAGAAGGAUGAUCUUAAGGUUGAAGAUCCUUAUCCCCUAGAGAUGUUUUAUGAGGAUUAUCUGCCAGGUGCAGAUCCAGAACCAUUAACAGUCAAAUCCUGUCCGAAUUUAGUGAAAGCCCAAACAAAUCUUUCAACUAUCAGUAAGGUUCUAAGCCCGUGUGGAAGCUGCGGACGGAAGCAACCACCCAGAACCAAAGACCCAGCCAAAGAGAAGGAACGAAAAGAAAAAGCCAGAAGAGAAAAAGAAAAGAAAGACGAGGAAAGGAGAAAGAAAUACGCGCCACGCAAAGCCCUCCUGAUAAACCCUAACCAAAAGGUCAUCUUGCCUCAAGAUGGUGGAGUCCCCUACGUUAUGCAAUUUAUUCCGAACAACCUUGACAGCUCCUCAAUUUUAUGCGCAGAAAGAAAUCCCUUAUCUCAAAUAGAACCUGAAGGUACCAUAGAAGAACUAGCAGAACCCGAGCGAGCAGAGGAGCUACAAGGUAUUAAAGCUGGCCUUCCAGCUACCCCGAACAACACCCAGCAAAUCCUAGAGGCAAUGAACAACAUGGAGAGUCCCGACCAUAAUUAUCCAGAAAUGGAACUGGGCAAAAAGAAAUGCCCGGACUGUGGCACAGGAAUUAAGAGGGCUCCCUGCAAAAUACCUACAGUAAAAAAAAAAGAAGAGGAUGACCCUUGCCUCCCUAAAAAGAAAAAACCUACUUGCUACGACCGAGAAGAUCCUUGUGAUAUUCUUAAGAAGCACACCUCCGAGGUGCAGAAACCUUCUCAGGCUGCUAAAAACUCUGCUGAGAAUAUGCCUACUGCAAAGCCUGAAAGCAAAUCAAGUCCAGAAAUUAGCUUACAUAAACCUGGAGUGAACCAGGAGUCAUUGGUCACACAGACAUCUGCAUACAGGCCACCCAAAUAUCAAUUUGCCAAGCCAAACAUUGAUAUUAGUCUUUUUAAGAGGGAAGCUGAAAAAGCAGAUAAUGGCGCCCCACUUCAGGUGCUGCCCAAACCAGUGUUUCCACAAAGCCAUUCGUGGCACAACGUCAAUAAAACUUACUUUGCAGACGAGUUUUCCAACAAAAAUCAUUUCAAAUACAUCGAUAACACUAAAUUGCUGCAGAUUUUCAAGAAUCGAAGUGAGAAAUCUAAGAGUUUAAUAAACACCACUGCUUGCAAGGAAAAUAUCGGUAAUAAUCUCUUCUUCAUGGAUCCCAAGGAUAGUUUGAACCAAAAGAUCUGUGAAGCUAUUGAUACGGUGCCUAAGAUUGAGCUGGGAGAACAGUCCAAGCAGAACAUCGCCAAAGCAAUCAAGAAGAUCAUUGAGCCUAUAAUUGAAAAGGAGUUCUUAAAAUAUGAUGAGGUUAAGUCUGCAAUUGAACGAAUGGAACGGCGCCUAUCAGUAACAUUGAGCACCAUGAAGGCCCCAGUAGUGGUACGUCCUCUUAUUAAAGCCACAACUCCACAACGCCAGGGCAAAUUGCACCUGAAAUACCCCUGGAGAGAAAUGAAGAAGAUCGAAAUAAACGAGAAUUCUGAAAAGCCAGAAAUGAACGACCCCAGAGAGAAGAUCCUGGACCAAAAGGAGCCAGAAGCUAAUGCCUCUAUUGAGAUCCCGGAAAAAGUCAAGGAGAUUUACAAGGAGCCACAGCAACAGAUAGCAGAUUUAUUUGCUAAGAAGUCUUAUGGAGAAGAAUGUGAUUUAGCUGCAAAAUUAUGCAAUGCGAGUAAAAAGAUUAAUAUCUAUGACGCUAUUGUUAAGAAGGUUGGCAAAGCAGACGCUUUUAAAAAACCAUGCAAUAAAGGUGAUCCUUGUAAGAAGGAUGAUGAUUGCAAGCCGGAUCCUUGUGAGAGAUCAUGUGAUCCUUGUAAAAAAGAAGAUCCAUGCCAAAUAUCUUGUGAUCCCUGUAAGAAGUCAUGCAAUCCUUGUAAGAAAGAAGAUCCAUGCAAAAUAACUUGUGAUCCUUGUAAGAAAUCAUGUGAUCCCUGUAAAAAAGAAGAUCCAUGCAAAAUAACUUGUGAUCCUUGUAAGAAAUCAUGUGAUCCCUGUAAAAAAGAUCCAUGCAAAAUAUCUUGUGAUCCUUGCAAAGAAGAAAAGAGUGAAGGAGUGUGUAACAAAAAAGAAGAUCCUUGCAAGAAAAAGAAGCCUUGCAAGAAACGAGACAUAAAACCAUGUAGGGACGAUGAAGAUCCGUGUAAAAAAAAGUGUGAUCCAUGUAAGACAGAUGAUCCAUGUAAACUGUAUUGCGACCUCUCCAAAAAGGACCACUCAUCCAAAAAAGAUAAAUCUGGCAAACCAGAUGACACUUCCAACAGACGCUCUCCAUACACCAAAAGGAAACCGUGCAACCGAAAUUCGGUCCCCUGUAAAAAAUCCUGUGAUCCAUGUAAGGAAGAAAAAGAAUGCCCAGUGACUUGCACCAAACCAGAGACCCUAUGUAAAAUUGACCCUUGCAACAAUCCAUUCGAAGAAGCUGAAGAAUCUCAUUGUGCCAACUGGAAAGCGACCCCACCAAAGCAGCCCUGCAAGGCUCAAAACGAGCUCAGUGGUGGAGAAGUCUGUUGUGAAAAAGCCAAAGUAUGUUGCACUGUAAACCCUUGCAAGAAACCAAUAACGUGUGACUUAGCGGAUGAGAUCCCCAGGAAGGAACUGACGUGUGGUAAGAAAUGCCCUCCUCACACUCCAGAAAUUAGGCAUAAAAGUCCUGAUUGUGGACAGCAGGAGUGUCUACGGAAAAUGACUGACUGUGAUGCUGUGUGUCCCAAAGUUACUCCGAUUGAAUGCUUUCAAAAACCGUGUAAGAUCUGUAAUGAGGAGCCUGAAUGUCUACCACCGGUAAAUCAUGAUUGUCAACCGGAAAAGGAGGCGGAACAUGGUCUAGCGGGCAUGAAAGAAGUCGCUAAAUGUGACUAUUCAAAGAACGAAGCUUGCCCGUGUUGCAACCUGGAACCCCCGGAGACUUUUAUAAAUACUUUGCGAGGGGAGGAAGUCUGUCGGACGUCCAGGUUGCCUGGACCAUCAACCCCUCCAAUCGGUUUAUCAACAUCUCCGGUAUGUCCGGAGACAAAAGGGUGUAACCUCAAAACAAAGACACCAGCACCACCUUGCAAAGAAGCAGACGAAACCUGUUGUCCUAUCGUCUGUAAACGUGAGAUGCCUUGCUGUAUCAAUAAGGUGGUGUGCGAGAGAGACGACAGGUAUUGCGAUCAGACUUACAUGUUGAAACAGGAAGAGGAGCAAAAGAAGAUCCAUGAGAUGCAAGAGGCAGCCAGGAGGAAGAAAGAGAUGGCAUGUGGGAAGCCGGUACAAUUCAAACCAGAAACUGUGAAACAGUGGAAGCCUGUUACGAUCAAAUCGGAGAAUAUGGGAGACAAGAACGUGAUAAAGAAACCGAAGAAAUGCCAAGGGUAUCCAGAAAAUGCCGGGUUUAAGUGCAGUGCGAGCAGAUCCGACCCUUUACUGGAUAUGGACUCCUCCCUAUUACAAAAGGAUACCUUGGGAUCAACUUAUUCGGGAAAAAUUUCAGAUUUAUGCAUGAUGAUUGUCAGGAAACACAAGGAUGGGCAAAAGGCAGCUCCUAUUGUGGUUACCUUAAGUAGGAGCCAGCCUAUUUUAAGCAGAUGUGGGCAAUCUUCCGGCGUUGGGGAAAUCUGCGAUUCCAGUGGAAAUAGCGAUGGAGGAAACAAGAAACCUGAUAGAUUCAAUUAUUCUCCAUUUAGAAGAAUAAAGUUUAAAAAUCCCAUCGAAGAAGACAGGGGCGUUUUUGGUUGGUACUUGCGACUUAUUGGUAAGAACAAUGAACAUUUUAGGGAUGUAAAAGAUGAAGAAAAUGAUGCUAAAUCAGUUGCAUACAAUUCGGAAAAAGAGUAUUUCAUAAAAGAAUCCAAACUGGACAAUAUCAAUCUUUACUCGUGUGUCAACAUGCGUAGCAGCAUGGAAUGUAAAGGAGCUGCUAAAUCUAAAAAAGAUGAUCCAUGCAAGGAUUCAUGUGGAUCAUCUAAAAAGAAUCCAGAAAUGGAUAAACUAGGGGAGUGCAUUAAGAAACAACGUUCUAAGGAAAAUCUUCCCCCAUCAGGUUCUGAAAAGCAAAGCAGCUGUCAGAAAGAGGAUCCGUGUAAGAAGAAGAAUGAUCCUUGCAAGGAUUUGUGUGGAUCAUCUAAAAAGAGCCCAGAACGCUGUUGUCAAAAAGAUGAUCCUUGUAAGAAGAAGAAAGACCCUUGCAAGGACUCCUGUGGAUCAUCUAAGAAGAGCCCAGAAAUGAGCAAACUGGAGGAGUGCAUCAAGAAACAACGUUCUAAAGAAAAUCUUCCACCAUCAGGUUCUGGAAAGCAGAGCAGUUGCAAGAAAAGAGAGAAUCCAUGUAAGAAACAGGAUGAUAUAUGCAAGAGAAAAGUCUCAUGCAAUACUGAGGGGCAAAAAUGCGAUCCUUGCAAGAAAAAAGAAGAUCCAUGUAAAAAGAAAAACGAUCCUUGUAAGGACUCAUGUGGAUCAUCUAAAAAGAGUCCAGAAAUGGAUAAGCUGGAGGAGUGCAUUAAGAAGCAACGUUCUAAAGAAGACCUUCCAGCCUCAAGUUCUGGAAAGCAAAGCAGUUGUCAGAAAGAUGAUCCCUGUAAGAAGAAGAAUGAUCCUUGCAAGGACUCCUGUGGAUCAUCUAAAAAGAGUCCAGAAAUGGGUAAACUGGAGGAUUGCAUCAAGAAGCAACGCUCCAAAGAACACCUGCCUCCGUCAGGUUCUGGCAAACAAAGCAGUUGUAAGGGAAAAGGCGAUCCUUGUAAAACGAAGGCAGAUCCUUGUAAAAAAAUUGAAGAUCCCUGCAAGAAAAGAGAUUCGUGUGCAUCAUCGAAAGCUAAUCCAGAAAUGGCCUUGCAGGAGUGUCUUAAAAAAAGCAAAUCCGAAGGAGCAAUGGUGAAACAUCCGGCCAAAUCCGAUUCUUGCAAGUGCCCCCAAUCGGACCCCUGUGCUAAUAAAAAAAAGGAUAAUUGCCAAAUUGCGGAGAAAAUGUGCAAGAAGGGCAAGCAAAUUUGCAAGGACUUGAAAGCCAAAUCAUCGUGUAAAAAGGUGGAUGAUUCUUGCAAGAAGAAGGAGGAUCCGUGUAAGAAUAGGGAGGAUCCUUGUAAAAAGAAGGAAGAUCCUUGUAAGAAGAGAGAAGAUCCUUGCAAGAAUAAAGAAGACCCUUGCAAGAAGAGAGAAGAUCCUUGCAAGAAGAAAGAAGACCCUUGCAAGAAGAGAGAAGAUCCUUGCAAGAAGAGAGAGGAUCCUUGUAAGAAGAGAGAGGAUCCUUGCAAACGAAGUAAAUCAGAACCAUGCAUUCCUUGCAAACGUGAGGAUUAUAGCAACAGAUAUAAGAAGAAGGACGACCCUUGUAAGAAACAAGAGGAUCCAUGCAAAAAGAGAGAUCCUUGCAAGAAAAGAGAAGAUCCUUGCAAGAAGAGAGAGGAUCCUUGUAAGAAAAGAGAAGAUCCUUGCAAGAAGAGAGAAGAUCCUUGCAAGAAAAGGGAGGAUCCUUGUAAAAAGAGAGAAGAUCCUUGUAAGAAGAGAGAAGAUCCUUGUAAGAAGAGAGAGGAUCCUUGUAAGAAGAGAGAAGAUCCUUGUAAGAAGAGAGAGGAUCCUUGCAAGAAAAGAGAAGAUCCAUGUAAGAAACAAGAUGAUAUAUGCAAAAGAAAAGUUCCAUGCAAUACUGGGGAGCAAAAAAGCGAUCCUUGCAAGAAAAAGGAGGAUCCCUGUAAGAGACAAGGUCCGUGUAAGAAGAGGGAAGAUCCUUGUAAAAAGAAAGAUGCUCCCUGUAAGAAAGCUGCACCCUGUAAAAGUGAUUGUAAAUCAAGUCCUGAGAUGCUUAAGUUGCAAGAAUGCGUAAAGAAGGCGCGAUCCAAAAGCCCCACCCAGGAAGUUUCAGCAAAGAAAUCUGGAUCAAAGGUAUGUGGUAAAUUGGUUACCACCAAGAAAACAUCCAGCAAUUGUGAAAGAGGCGAUCCUUGCAAGAAGAAAGCGGAUCCUUGUAAGAACGCGGACCCUUGCAAAAAAGAAGAUCCUUGUAAAAUAAUGGCGGAUCCUUGUAAAAAAGCUAAAAAUCCUUGCAAAAAGAAAGAUGAUCCCUGUGGAUCUGAAAAGGACCCAGCUCAAAAAGAGCUGAAAGAUUGCCUUAAGAAGAGUCGUUCCAAAUACAGUAUGCCAGAUUCCUGUUGCAAACAGAAAGCCGAUCCUUGUGCCAAAUCGAAAAGUUGCGACGGUGCUAUGAAUAAGCCCAUUAGGUCUCAGUGCAAGAAGGAUUGUUCGAAGGCCAUGAAUAAGCCCAUGUCCUUUAAGGAUAAAUUGAUUAAAAAGUUCAAGGACAAGUAUCCUUGGAAUAUGGCGAAAAAAGCGAAAGGGUGUGGCAUAACUUGCACGACCGGAAAAGACAAAUGUGAGGCAUCCAAGAGCGAUUCCUAUCUCCAUUCUUCCCAAAAAACGUGCGAAAGGACCCAAUCAACCCUGUGCUCCAGUUUAGCUUCCAAAAAGAAAAACACGAAGACUCGCGAAAAACUGUUGGCAAAAUUCGAGAAGUUUCUUGCCGAAACUGAUAAAGACGAGUGCGGAAAGAAGGAGAACGUUUGUUGUGCGAGUGAGCGAGAGAAUCCGUGUAAAAAGAAAAAGAAAAGCUCUCCUUGUAAACGUCAGGAUCCGUGUAAGAGGAAGAUAGAAUGCGAAGCAGUCAAUCGGUGUAAUAAGAUGGAAGAUCCUUGUAAAAAUAAUGGCGAACGACGUUUGAAGCCAUCGAGAAUCCCGAUUCGAUGCUCUUCAUAUUACAUGUUCCCUCGCAACAUCCCUAGAACACUCAACUCACUUGGCAAAAUGACCCUUUACACGUCAGCAAAUUCAUUUAAAUCGAAAUCGUACUCAUACGUCGAUGGGAAACAGGCAAAUACGAAAACGGUGUCGUCUGCACAAGAUGAGGACUCCUCCUCCACUUGCGAAUUAUUUCCUAAGAAGUGCAAAGUGGAUUCCAGUUUGACCAUCGUAGAAUUUUGCAAGCAACGGUUACUGGAAGACAAGAUGAAGAAAAAAAGUGGUGAGGUGGUAAGUACCAAAGCAGAUGUAUGUAAGAUAAAAUGUCCUAAAGAAGAAGAGGAAUCUGUUAAGGUUGAAUGUGCACCACUUAAAGCAGAAGUGGUUUGUCCAACACCAACAGUUUGCUUAAACCAUCCCAACAAUGUUAAAAAAUCCCCUCAAGAAUACUUAGAGCUUCGAAAGGACUGUAACGGAACCAGUCAAUCUUGUCCAAGCAAAGAAGAGCAUGCUCCAUCAAAAUCACUAAGCCAGUCGUCUAAAGAAAGUUCGCGUAAUAAAUACAUUCCUCAUAAGUCACCGAAGGACUACCUAAAGCGUCGCGAAGACUGUAAAAUAGAAAUAUUAUCACCAUCAAAGUCUUGCCACACUAACCAAGAGUUCAAUAAGGCUAAAGCAGAAAAAACUCCAUGCAUAGAAGAACUGUUUUUAACUCCUUUAACUGAGGAGUCUUGCAAGGCCCUCAAAGAAUACUUAAACCUCCAAAAGGACUGCAAAGCAAGAAGCAAAAGUGUACCUGCUUCAGCCAAAUGUAAAGCAGCAGAAAAAUUUAUACCAUCAUCAUCUUCUGAUAUGGAAGGCAUCAAACAAUCCUCAGAAGCUUGCUUAAGUUUACACGAAGAAAUGAGAAUACAUCAUAUGCAAAAACCAAGAACAAAAGAGAACAUGUCAUCAUAUUCACAAAAAGAAGACUGUAAACCAAAAAAAAUUGAAAAAUACGAAAAAACUUGUGCUCCUAGCUAUGCGGCAAUGGAAGUUUGCCAAGAAACUGCAGCUCGUAAAAGAAUCAUGGAAAAGGCAUCCUUGUAUUGCAAAAGAAGACAGAGAUCAUGCGUAGAGAUGGCAAAAGAGAGAGAGGCCACGUGCGAAGCACCACCAAAACAGCGUCGUUCCAAAAGCCACGAUCCCGCCUAUUUAAAAGCCAUAGACAAUGAAGUUCUUGCGAGGAUGAUGAAGAAAGCUCUUCAGUAUUGCAAGAAAGAUACCUGCAGGGUUAGAAAACAACCUCCAUCCUGUAAAAAUUAUUCUUCAGAAGCUAAACACCGAUCGGUCAGCUGCAACCCUACCAAAAAAGAAGACUCAUGUAAGGAGCAUCGAUCAGUGAGUUGUAAGGAGGAUAACAACAAAAAGCUCCAGAAGAUUAUAGCAAAGGACCUAAAGAGGUGUAAAUCUGAACCAGUAGAGAACGCUGUCCGUCCAAAUCCACCGGCCAUUGAUGGGGCUGAUCGACGCAAGUACAUGGAAAAUCUGAAUAAAGAAAUAUCGGAAAGGAUGGCCAAGAGGGCAGAGCAAUAUUGCAAAGGUUGCGUUGAUCAAGCAAAGAUUGAAAAUACUAUUAAGUACAUGAAGGAAGCAAGAAACAAUUGUACGGAUCCUUGUGCAAAUACGGAACCAAAGUCCCCAUGUGGAUCUGUACUUAUUAAUUGGGUAAGCAAGUCUGAAAAAUUCAUUAACACCUCUGACCAAUCGGUUAAUCCUUCAGUAAAAUGUGAAUCUAGCCAAGGAACCUGUGGUGCUAAAGUUCAGAGGAGUAGGUCUUGUACUAAUAGUAAGAAAGAUAAUUGUGCUAAACCCACCGAAGAAUGUAGAGAAGCUUUAAGAAAAUGUGAAUCUGAUCAGAGUACUUCUUUAACAGCUAAUAAAAAAACGAGUUCUAUUGAUAAAUCCAAACGUGAAGAAAAACCUACAAACUGUACUAGUACAGUUUGCAAAAGUAAAUGUACUACAGAAGACAAAGACAGAGAUGCUUCUGUACAUUUAGAUUGCUUAAGGAAAUGCAAAUCUGGUUCACAGAUAUCAUCUGCAAAAAAAGAUCUUGAAACGAAAAGAACCAAAUCUGAAUGUAGUAGUACAAUUUGUAUCAAUAAGAAGGCUAAUUGUAUUGAUCUUCCACAAGAUACAUGCAAAAGUGCUUCUGUAAAGUCAUGUGAAGAAAAUUCUUCAAAAUGUAAAUGUGUUGCAAAAGACAAAGAUACUUCUGAAUCAAAUAGUAUGAUUUGCAAACAGGUUUGUAGCAAUGAGUGUGCCAACUCAGAUGACCCCUCGGAAAGAGAAUGUAAAGAAGCGCUACUGAAACUUCAUGAGUGCCUCAUAAAGAAGAAAAAGAAGAAAUCCAUUAAAGGAAGAAAGAAAAAAGAAAAAUCCCAAAUAUUUAAAUGUAAAGAUGAGAAGAACAUUAAUGCUGCUUCUAACAAGAUAUGUAUGAAAGGCGUUCAAUCAGUAAAUAAUAAUGAAAAGUGCCCAUGUGCUGAUAAAGAGGUAGGUACAGAAAAUAUCAAAGCAGAAGAUAAUACUCCUGUACAUUGUAAUACGUCAAAUAGUACAAUUUGCAAAGAGGUUUGCAACAAUAAGUGUACCAACGCAGAUAAACUGUCUGAGAGUGAGUGUAAAGAAGCCCUAUUGAAACUGCAUAAUUGCCUCAUGAAAAAUCAAAAGAAGAAGUCCACUAAAGGAAGAAAGAAAGAAGAAAAAUCUCAAAUAAUUAAAUGUGAAGACGAGAAGAAAACUAACAAUUGUAAAGAUGCUGCUAAGAGCUCAUAUGUGGAAAAUGCUAAAUUAACAAAUAAUAAUGAAAAAUGUCCAUGUGCUGAUGAAAAUGAAGAAGUAUGUCAAGAUGCUGCUAAGGAUAAGUGUGAAGAAGACGUUGAAGCAGUCAAUAAUAAUGAAAAAUGCCCAUGUAUCAAUAAAAAUGAAGAAGUAUGUCAAGAUGCUGUCAAGGAUUUGUGUAUGGAAAAUGUUGAAGCAGUAAAAAAUAAUGAAAAAUGUCCAUGUACUGAUAAAAAUGAAGAAGUAUGUCAAGAUGCUGCUAAUGAUUUGUGUAUUGAAAGCAUUAAAGCAGUACAAAAUAAUGAAAAAUGCACAUGUGCCAAUAACAAUGAAGAAGUUUGUCCGAAAAUUGAAGAGGUAAGCUGUAAUCGUGAAGAAGUAAGAAUUGGCCCAGAAGUUUGUAAAAAUUUCAAGGAGGCAACUAAAUGUUUAAAUGAGGAACCAAAAGAACGAAAUAUAUGUGAAGAAACAAGAGAUGAAUAUGCUUGUUGUAAACCUCUUGAUGAUUGUAAAAUGAAAAAUUGGGAAAGCAAGUCUUGCGAUACCAUUUUGCCAUGUGAGAGAGUUGAUAGGGUUGAAACGGGUUUUGAAGAAGAGCAAAGCAUACAAAAAGGGUUAAAACAUCUGACACCAUUAGGAAAUGAGGAGGAAGAUCUGGUUGAUAUGGGAAUAAUGAGGCAAUGUAUGCUUAUAUCCAAGAAGGCCAAUAGACCUUUAUUUCAACCUGUAACUCAGGAAGAAUUGGAUGAGGCAUACUGCAGGAGGAAAUCGAUGAUUUGUAAGGUUAACAAAUUGGGUCCAGGGGAGAAAAUGGUUUGUGGUUUAGGUGAGGAAGAUCUCUGUUCGAGUUCUUCUGAUCCAGCUGAGAGGAUUGUCAAGUGCUCUUUGGUUAAGGAUGAGAAAAAAGGAACAAGAUAUAUAUGCACUGAAAUACCUAAUGAACCAAGCAAGUGCCCCGAUGCCAGAGAAAUGGUAAAAGUAAUAUCAAAUAAGUUGGUAUGCACGAAAUAUCCUUUAGGUGAUGGCUGUUCCGUUGGGGUCAGUUGUGCGUUAGCCAAAGUAGAAGAACUCAAGAAGAAGAAGAAAAAGAAAAAGGCAAAAGUGAUGACAUAUACAGAUUUGAUGAAGAAGUGCAGAGAGUCCUCAAAAAAGCUGAAAUCUUGCAAUCCGAAAUGUGAAAGUAAAGCACGUCCAACUCAGUCUCCGGAGAACCAGGGGUGACUUUUUUCAAAAUUUUUGUCAAAUCGUGUCUUUGAGAGUGAGACAAAUAACUAGGGGUGUCAAUUACUAAAAAUGGCAAAACAAAUACUCAAAAAUGUUUUAAAUGUUGGUGUUUUUUUUUGUAAAGUUUUUGGUCAAUAAAUAACUGUUUUAAUAAUGUU